CAUCCUGAAAUAAGCUUUCUCGGACAUACUUCUGCUUAUGUUCCUUCAGUGACUUCAGUACGGCCUCUAGGAGUGUGGAACCCAGAGAGGAUGGCUGCGUCUGGGUUCGCCCGGUGUCUGUCCUGUGGGCCAGUUCCUACAACUCUCCUCUCUUGGCGGCUGUACAGAAAGGACAAGGCUGGCUGCUUUCGCUACUACCGGGCAGCAAUCUGCAGGAAACUGAAGGUCCCCUUGGCUAUUGAGGAAGUCCCUACUCGCCCCAUCCAGCCUGACGAGGUCAGAGUUGAUGUCCAUUUUUGUGGGGUUAACUUUGCAGACAUUUUGACCUGUCGGGGGCAGUAUCAGGAGAGUCCAUCCAUUCCCUUCACACCUGGAUUAGAGCUUGCUGGACAGGUGUUGGAGAUUGGCAGAAAUGUCAGCACAGUAAAAGAGGGAGAUCGUAUUAUUAGUGUGAAUAACUUUGGUACCAUGGCUGAACAAUGCAUUGUUGAUCAGAAGAAACUGUGGCAGAUUCCAGAUGGGAUCUCCUACCAAGAAGCUGCUGCCCUUCCUGCAUGUUAUGGCACUGCCAUGCUGGCCCUAGACCAGCGGGCGAGGACACAGCCUGGGGAAACUGUUCUGGUGACAGCGGCAGCUGGUGCUACAGGCCUCGCCUUGAUAGAUGUGGCAUCGAACAUUCUCCAGGCCAAGGUGAUCGCAGCAGCUGGAAGCGAUGAGAAGUGCAAGCUGGCACUGCAAAGAGGGGCAAAGGCCGCUGUGAAUUACAGUCAGGGCAACCUGAAGGAGGAACUGAAGAAGCUGACAGGCGGCCAGGGGGUCAAUGUGGCCAUUGAUGCUGUGGGAGGCGACGUUUGCCUAGCUGCCCUCCGCAGCCUAUCUUGGGAGGGCAUGGUGGUGAUAGGGUUCACAGGAGGAACGAUUCUGUCCAUCCCAUCCAAUCUGCUCCUGCUGAAGAACGUGUCAGCCAUGGGCGUGUACUGGACCCGAUAUCAGAAAGAGAACUUCCCGGUCUUCUCACGGUACAUGUCCUCAGCUCUUCGGUACUGCCAGGAAGGAUCCAUCAGGCCAUAUAUCGGGGCAGUCUUCAAGCUGGAGGAGGUCAACGAUGCCUUUGAGUAUGUGACCCAGCGCAAAGCUACAGGCAAGGUGAUUCUCUCUGUUAAAUGAACCUGCUUGUUGAGACCUGGAUGUCAAAGCCCUUCCUUGCUGCUCCUUAGGAAUAUGCUGUCUUCACAUUCCUUCGGUCUCAGAGAGAAUAAGAGUGCACAGCAAAUGGAUUUGCCUGCCACCAUGCUUUUAUCCCCCGGUCUCCCAUGUCUAGAAGGCGCUUCUUCACCUCAGCAUUCUAAACAAAAUUGGAUGUCACCCCCGAUCCUUCUCUCCCUCUCCCCUCCCAUUCUCUACCCCACCUUCUCCUUAGAGCUCUCGCUGGAAAUCACUUUGUUUCACUUUCUUUGUAUACUUUUCAUUUGCUUAUCUAUCUAAGUAUUGCAUCCUUCCCCCUAAAAUGAAAGCUUCUUGAGGGCAGGCUCUUACUUUAGUUUUUAGAAAGAACAGAUAGAUUUAAAAAGAAUGAAUGUUUCCCCAGCACCUAGAACAGUGUCUUCUGCAAAGGAGGCCAUUAAAGUAGGGCAGCUAGGUUGCACAAAAGACAGAGUGCUGGGCUUGGAGUAAGGACGACUUUUC
This is a messenger RNA of Phascolarctos cinereus (koala), 1686 nucleotides long. Its product is annotated as quinone oxidoreductase-like protein 2. Gene Ontology annotation, cellular component: mitochondrion. Lineage: Eukaryota; Metazoa; Chordata; Mammalia; Diprotodontia; Phascolarctidae. The record is from RefSeq and is a predicted model, not a curated record. Gene Ontology annotation, molecular function: oxidoreductase activity.